Messenger RNA from Echinops telfairi (small Madagascar hedgehog), 2846 nucleotides. RefSeq names its product kelch like family member 2 (gene KLHL2). Lineage: Eukaryota; Metazoa; Chordata; Mammalia; Afrosoricida; Tenrecidae. The coding region runs from base 191 to 1783 and encodes 530 amino acids. The record is from RefSeq and is a predicted model, not a curated record. Gene Ontology annotation, molecular function: protein binding. The transcript is spliced from 15 exons.
AUACUGAAAAACACUGCCCAUUGACAGUGAAUCCUUGGCAUAUGAAGAAAGCUUUUAAAGUCAUGAACGAAUUAAGAAGCAUCGUGAGCCAUUAAGUUGUUAUCACCCGUGAGCACUACUACUAUUGCCAGUACCACCCACUGCGUUCAGUCAAAAUUUGCUGUGUGAUGUCACAAUUGUGGCUGAAGACAUGGAAAUCUCUGCUCACAGAGUGGUGCUGGCUGCUUGUAGCCCUUAUUUCCACGCUAUGUUUACAGGUGAGAUGAGUGAGAGCCGAGCAAAGAGAAUUCGAAUAAAAGAGGUUGACGGCUGGACCCUGAGGUUGCUAAUUGAUUAUGUUUACACUGCAGAAAUUCAAGUUACAGAAGAUAAUGUACAGGUACUUCUCCCAGCAGCUGGUCUGUUACAGUUACAGGAUGUGAAGAAGACUUGCUGUGAAUUUUUGGAGUCCCAGCUUCAUCCUGUCAACUGCUUAGGAAUCCGGGCUUUCGCUGAUAUGCAUGCAUGCACAGAACUCCUAAACAAGGCGAAUACCUAUGCAGAGCAACAUUUUGCUGAUGUUGUAUUGAGUGAAGAGUUUUUGAACCUUGGCAUUGAGCAAGUAUGCAGCUUAAUCUCAAGUGACAAACUUACCAUUUCCUCUGAAGAGAAAAAGGUAUUUGAAGCAGUAAUUGCUUGGGUGAACCAUGACAAGGACAUAAGGCAAGAGUUUAUGGCUCGACUGAUGGAACAUGUACGGUUACCUUUGCUUCCUCGGGAAUAUUUAGUUCAGAGGGUUGAAGAGGAAGCCUUGGUCAAAAAUAGCAGUGCUUGUAAAGAUUACCUUAUUGAAGCUAUGAAGUAUCACUUGCUGCCAACAGAGCAGCGUAUAUUAAUGAAGAGUAUUCGUACUCGACUGAGGACACCCAUGAACCUUCCCAAAUUGAUGGUGGUGGUUGGAGGGCAGGCCCCAAAGGCUAUCCGCAGUGUGGAAUGCUAUGACUUCAAAGAAGAGCGAUGGCACCAAGUAGCAGAAUUGCCUUCCAGGAGGUGCAGAGCUGGGAUGGUGUACAUGGCUGGGCUUGUUUUUGCUGUUGGUGGCUUUAAUGGCUCAUUAAGAGUUCGCACUGUAGAUUCCUACGACCCUGUGAAGGACCAGUGGACCAGUGUGGCUAACAUGCGAGAUCGGAGAAGCACUUUGGGAGCUGCAGUAUUAAAUGGAUUGUUAUAUGCUGUGGGAGGGUUCGAUGGGAGCACAGGUCUGUCAUCCGUGGAGGCCUAUAACAUAAAGUCUAACGAGUGGUUUCAUGUGGCACCAAUGAACACAAGGAGGAGCAGUGUUGGUGUGGGGGUGGUUGGAGGUUUGCUCUACGCUGUAGGGGGUUAUGAUGGAGCUUCACGUCAGUGUCUUAGCACAGUGGAAUGCUACAAUGCCACAACAAACGAGUGGGCCUAUAUAGCAGAAAUGAGUACCAGACGGAGUGGAGCAGGCGUUGGGGUGUUAAACAACUUACUGUAUGCUGUAGGAGGUCAUGAUGGCCCUUUAGUACGAAAAAGUGUUGAAGUGUAUGAUCCCACCACCAAUGGAUGGAGGCAGGUGGCAGAUAUGAACAUGUGUAGAAGAAAUGCAGGCGUUUGUGCAGUUAAUGGUCUGUUAUAUGUAGUUGGAGGGGAUGAUGGAUCCUGUAACUUGGCAUCAGUGGAAUAUUAUAACCCAACAACUGAUAAAUGGACAGUUGUGUCAUCUUGUAUGAGCACAGGGAGAAGUUAUGCAGGAGUCACAGUUAUUGAUAAGCCAUUAUGAACCCGAGGAACAUUUUCAGCGUAUUCAGACAUGAGAAACAGUCUUCAGCAAGUUUCUGAAGUGACUGAGAAACUAGCACUUCUCCAGUUAUAAGCUGCAUUUAAGUCUCAGCAGAGGAUAUGAUCGUUUGCCUAUCUAGGCCUCAGCUACUGAAGAUUAUUUUUGGUAGAAGCACUGUGUAGGCUUUUUCUGCAACGAGCAGCAGCGGACUGAGUUUUAAUAACAAACCUGGACUACAGCGCCCAUUCUGUAGUCUUUAAACAACAGUUGCUUUCAUAAGAUUGCUUCUUAUCAACAUUGAAUGACAAUGGAUUCUUUUGUGAAAGAGGAAGAAAUAAUGUAUGUUCUUGUGAAAUUAAAUUUUAUCUUUAUUUCUUCUCUUGAAAAUAUGUAUGCCCUGAAAAUCUUGGAACAGGUAUUACAUUCUUUGUUGAAGGAUGAAACUAUUUGCUUUUAUAAAACACAGUUGAUUACAUGAGUACCAUAAAUUGUGUGCAUAUAAAUGUGUGUAUAAGCUUUCCUUUAAGUACGUUUGAAAAGAUGUUUGAAACUUGAUUAUACUAUUUAUAAUUGGCACAGUACUUUGAAUUAUGCCAGUACUACAUUGUAAAACAGAGUUGUAUUUUUUGAUAUUUAACAAUGCUUAACACUUUAAAAUGCCACUUUUGAGGACUGAACAUGGUGUAACACACUUGAAUAUGUGUGGUGCCAAACUUUUAAAACAUAAAAUAUGCCUAUUAUUUUCUUUAGUUUAAUCUUGGUUGAUCAUGUUUUGAUGUGUGUUUUUUUUCCCCUAAAGUGACACAUUGGCAUGAAUAUUACUGCAGGUUUUUUGAUGAAUAUAAUGAAUGUAUGGAGCUCAAUUGAAUUUGCAUGGUCCUAAGAAAUUUUUCUGUGUGUAUAAAUUUAGCUGCUAUUAACAGAAAAGAUCACUUUCUAUGAGUAGCCAUGGGUGUUGAUCAGAUAUAAUUUUUCUGAGAUCUUCAAUUAUUCUCACUUUAAACAUAACCAAAACAUGUCUUUCUUGAACAAUCUUUGAAUAAAAGUUUGUAUAUUAUUUGUU